This is a messenger RNA of Cyclopterus lumpus (lumpfish), 1249 nucleotides long. Its product is annotated as prostaglandin E2 receptor EP1 subtype-like. Bases 65 to 1249 code for a protein of 394 amino acids. Gene Ontology annotation, cellular component: plasma membrane. The transcript is spliced from 3 exons. Gene Ontology annotation, molecular function: thromboxane receptor activity; prostaglandin E receptor activity. Gene Ontology annotation, biological process: inflammatory response; adenylate cyclase-activating G protein-coupled receptor signaling pathway; positive regulation of cytosolic calcium ion concentration. NCBI's taxonomy places the organism in Eukaryota, Metazoa, Chordata, Actinopteri, Perciformes, Cyclopteridae. The record is from RefSeq and is a predicted model, not a curated record.
CAGGACUGCAACAAGCCAUCCAUCGACCCACAUGAAAUGAUUGGAGGGCAACAACCAAGUCCUGAUGACAUUAGGACCUCUUGUGUCAGAGGAACCACAUCAGGCCCGGAGCCCAGCAGUGAUGCUGGCCAUGCCGCACAACAACUCCUCCGGCGGUAGCCUCUACCUUCCCCCUUCCAACCACACCCCCGGGAAGCAGGAGCUGCAUAAUGCCACCGAUCCACAGAAUAAUCCCACGUACGCUGGCCUCACCAUGACUCUGGGCAUCCUGUUCAACGUGGUGGCGCUCAUCAUUCUCGCUAAGGCGUACAACCGCUUCCGCCGGCGAUCGAAGGCCACGUUCCUGCUCUUCGCCAGCUCCCUGGUGGCGACAGAUCUGGCGGGACACGUCAUCCUUGGAGCUCUGGUGCUGAGGAGAUACUCAGUGGGCCCUGUCUCCAGCUUUCAAGGUGGUGACAACAAUCCGGACGCAUCUUGUCUGUUUCAGGGAGGUUGCAUGGUGUUCUUCGGCCUGUGCUCGCUGUUCCUGGGCUGCGCCAUGGCCGCCGAGCGCUGCCUGGGUGUCACCAAGCCUUUGCUGCACGCUCGUCUGGUCACCACAGCGAGGACAAAAAUGGCGCUGACACUGAUCUGGCUGCUGGCUGUGUGCGUGGCCCUCCUGCCCUUCUUCGGGCUCGGCGCUUACACUUACCAGUACCCGUGGACGUGGUGCUUCAUCAAGGUGAUAGAGGACACCAAAGCGACAGACCUGGCCUUUGUGGCGCUCUUCUCUGGACUGGCCCUGACCUCCCUGGCCUCGGCCUUCGUGUGCAACACCAUCAGUGGAAUGACGCUGGUGAGAGCCCGGCUCAAGAAAAGCUCCUGCUCACACCGGCGCUCAGCCGGCUCCCACGACACUGAGAUGGUGGUCCAGCUGGUUGGCAUCAUGGUCACCUCCUGCAUCUGCUGGAGCCCUCUGCUGGUCUUUGGACUGAUGUCAGCCACAAAGUCCUACAGUGGCCUCCUGGGCGAUGACAGCGACACUUAUCGGGGUCUAAUGGUGAUAGGUGUCAGGAUGGCGACCUGCAACCAGAUCCUGGACCCGUGGGUCUACAUCCUGCUGCGACGCGCCAUCCUCCGGAAAAUCUACCGCAUCACCAAAAGACGGGCCAGUUUCAAGGGGAGCACGUUCCAUUCCGUGCGCUGGGAGCUCAGCUCCUUUCAGAACUCAGAGAAAAAAUGUGUUAGUAAGAUUUUAAUGGACAUAUAA